Molecule: messenger RNA, 2199 nt
Organism: Nilaparvata lugens (brown planthopper)
Lineage: Eukaryota; Metazoa; Arthropoda; Insecta; Hemiptera; Delphacidae
Product: protein nubbin-like
Exons: 6
Coding region: 1-1260 (419 amino acids)
Biological process (GO): regulation of transcription by RNA polymerase II
Molecular function (GO): RNA polymerase II cis-regulatory region sequence-specific DNA binding; DNA-binding transcription factor activity, RNA polymerase II-specific
Source: RefSeq, a predicted model, not a curated record
AUGCCUACAGACAAGCUUAUGAAUAGUGAAAGGAGCGUGUUCGUGGUGCACCAUGUGACCGAUUCGCAAAGACAGUCAGCCAAUGGGUCAUCGAGCUCCCCCAGCUCAGGUGUGAGUAGUCAGAUAGCAUCCAGCAAUGGCGCUCUUCCUGGGGCUUCAACAGUACAAGCAGCUUUGGCCGCCUUCCAGGCCGGCCAACUAUCGUUAAAUCAGUUGAUGAGCCUAGGCUCGUCUCAGAAUCAGCAGCAAAUGCUGGGAGCUGUCCCCGUGCCAAACAUAUCUCAACUCAGUCCCCAUGAGCUGCAAACUCUUCAACAGUCGCUUCAACAGCAUCAACAGAACCUUCAACAACAACUUCAACAGUUUGUCCUCUUCCAGCCAGGAUCGGGAUCCCAACUGUCAAGCCAGGCUCAGUUUUUCCUACAGAAUCAGGUACAACAAGCAGUAGCUCAGGCUGCUCAACAGCUUCAGCAGCUCCAAAAACACCAGUCAAGUCACAACAUGUCGUCCAGUCACAAUCACCAGAAUCACAGUCACCACAGUCACAACCACGGCAGUCACAGUCACAGUCACAUAGGCAGCAGUCAUCACAAGCAGACGUCAGUGCCCCCACCUCCCCGGAUCAUAGACACUGAUGAGACGACCGACCUUGAAGAGCUCGAACAAUUCGCUAAAACGUUCAAACAGCGACGCAUCAAAUUAGGUUUCACGCAAGGCGACGUCGGUCUGGCGAUGGGCAAGCUGUACGGCAACGACUUUUCGCAAACGACAAUAUCAAGGUUCGAGGCGCUGAACCUGUCUUUCAAGAACAUGUGCAAACUGAAGCCGCUGCUGCAGAAAUGGCUACUGGACGCCGAUAACUCGCUCAACAAUCCCAACUCGCUGAGCAAUCCGAUGACGACGCCCGAGGCGAUCGGACGCCGACGCAAGAAGCGGACGUCGAUUGAGACCAGCGUCCGCGUCGCCCUGGAGAAGGCGUUCCUACAGAACCCUAAGCCCACCUCGGAGGAGAUCUCCAUUCUGGCCGAUAGCCUCGCCAUGGAGAAGGAGGUCGUCCGGGUCUGGUUUUGCAAUAGGCGACAAAAAGAGAAACGCAUCAACCCACCCACGGCAGCAAUGGGCUCUCCAAACUCAAGUCUUUUCGCGGCAUCUCUGGCGGCCACAGGCGGCCCGACGCUGGCGUCGCCCCUGGCGCUGGUCAACCCCUCCAGUCACCCGCACGCGCAUGCGCAUCACGGCUACACGUCACGGCCCGAGUGACAUUGGUACCACUCACCGGUACUUCAGGAAUGAGCGCCUGGUGACGUGGCACGGUUAGGUUAGGUCGACAAAAGCAAUCCACUAACUAUCUAGGCUAGGUUAGGUUAGGUUGCUGAAACGAGUAGAUGAGACGGUGCUUUGAAACCAAAUCCUAGUGUACCUUAAAUAAAAAACACAACAUCACAUACGAAAAAUACUACUGCCAUCCAUCCACAACAAAUUGGCACCAAACAGUACAGCACUUCAACUAGAGUAUAUAGGUUGCCUGUACUUUACAUACAAUCCUUGUAUACAAUGUAUACAAACUAUGUAUAUAACAAUCCCUUGUACAUAUAGUAAACAGAGGAUAUUUUAAGAAUAUAUCGUUUUUAGAUUUCACUUCAGAGGAAGUGUGAGGAAUUCCAUUCAUACAUAUUCAUAUAUAACUAUUACUAUAAACAAAAAUCCAAAUUAAAUUAUGUAAAUCACCCCGAAGACUUCUGCUACUGCAAAUAUUGACAACAGGGUAAACAACUAGAUGGAAAUUCGAUGAGAGCUACUAUCCAUAUAUAUUUGAUGCAAUACCCCAGAAGUCUAAAGCUGCGUUUACACCAAAGUUAUUAACAAAAUGUUAAUAACUCAAUCCUUAUAGAUACACUAUCAUAUACAUGAUGAACAUAUGUGAUUGACAAGUUCUGUUCAAUCUAAUAGAAUCUAUAAGGAUGAAGUUAUUAACAUUUUGUUAAUAACUUUGGUGUAAAUUAACCCAGCUUUAUUCGGGGUGAUUUAAAGAAUUUAAUUUGGAUAUUCAUUUAAUUAUCCAUUAAUUAUCAUUUGAAUAAAAUGCAAUUUCUCAUUAAUUUCCAUCUGUUCACAAUACAUAUUUUAUUUAUGUUUCUAUUAUUUCUUGUGUACAGUUUUCCUGGUAGGUCUUUACGCUUACCUAUUCAAAAAAAAAAA